Molecule: messenger RNA, 1275 nt
Organism: Leptomonas pyrrhocoris
Lineage: Eukaryota; Euglenozoa; Kinetoplastea; Trypanosomatida; Trypanosomatidae
Product: ATG12/APG12 putative (ATG12)
Exons: 1
Coding region: 205-1275 (356 amino acids)
Source: RefSeq, a predicted model, not a curated record
GCCACGGCUAUCUUGUUUACUUUCGGCGGAAGCUGGUGCGCACAACAAAGGUUGUGCGUCUGCGUGCAAGGUACUCGACGGCCAUCUGAGCAUUCAAUUUCGGGCACUCGCACUCGACGCCCAUUAUACGAAAAAAAGAAACAUACAACCGCAACCACAACAAGGCGUGUAUGUGUGGGGCGGGACUUACACUCCGCUUUCACCAUGCCACGUCACCGUUAUGGCGGCGAAAGCAGCCACACGCAGAGGCGAGGACAACAUGUAAGCUGCAGUGAGGCAAAACGGAACGGAGAAGCGGAAAGGAGCACAAGCGGUGAUGGAAGCGCCGCGACCGUACCAGCCUUGCAAGUCGUUCAUUCGCCCGCGUACCACACAGCAUCGCUAUGCAGCUCCUCGGCGUCGUCAGACGCAUUCGUCUCUCCGUGCGACAGCGAACACGGUGACGGCCUUGUAGAUGAAUCGUCGUUGCCGUGUGAGUCCACCAUAGCGAUCAAUUCGACCGGUAGCAAGGAACGCCAACGUAGCAGUCGUGAGGUGAGAGUGGGAAGGCAAGUAAGCGACCGACACGCGCAACCCGAGCAGCGCGCAUUCGCAGCCCCAACUCUUCCCACCGCAUCCACGAUCCACGCAACACACAACCAAGAGUACCCAAGUAGAGUCUCUAACCCAGCUGCUUCCUCUUCUCACGCCGCCGCUUCACCUUCUCUCUCACCACCGCCCCCACCGCGCACCCACUUUCAGUACGUUCACAGCUUCGAGUACCGCUGCUGUCUUGCGGCAAAGAUACGUGCCCUCUACGGUGCUGAAUCGAUCCCGGUUAUUGUCGAGCCGGCGGAGUCGCACCUGCGUACGCCGUCGCCUUCUGCUCCUCCAUACGAGUCGCCAAGGCUCGCUGCAGAGACGCGCAUCCACAUCGCCGGAAUUGGGCAAGGGCUGCUCGCUCGCUUUAGAACGCAGGAGACGAGCACUCGGAGUUCCAGUGCGGGCACGACGACUUCUCCUCCCCUGCAAGCGUCUACCGCCUCAGCGCUGGCGUCUCCUUCUACUCGUAGUACGCUGAAGUGCGUGCUGCCGCGCUCCAAGACGGUUGCGGAGGUGAUCCUAACGUUGCGUGAUCGGCUCGCACUUGACAGCUGCCAGUCCCUUUUCCUCUCCGUUGGCGAAAGCGACGCUCUGGUGCCCGGAAAUUCACUACUCGGAGACCUGUACCAGCGCUACCACCAUCGCGACGGCCUACUCUAUUUGAGCUAUUUGCUGGAAAACACAUUUGGUUGA